AAACAAGAUGAAAAAGCAUAAUUUCUCGAAAAAAUGGCGGAAACUAAGUGGAGAAGAUAACUGGGAUUCCCUCUUAGAACCUCUUGACAUCGACUUAAGACAUUAUCUCCUUCAUUAUGGCGAAAGAGUUCAAGCCAACUAUGACACUUUCAUUGUUGAUCGCAGGUCAAGAUAUGCAGGUGCAAGCAAAUUUUCAGAAAAUCAAUUGUUUUCAGGCGUUGGUUUAGAUAAGGGCCAUCCUAUAAAGUACCAUGUAGUUAAGUACCUUUACUCCACAUCCACUUCUCCUGAUGCUCCUCAAUCCUUCCUUUUAAGGUCUCUAAUGAAGGACCCCUGGUUGGGGCAAUCCAAUUGGAUGGGAUACAUUGCAGUGUCUACAAAGAAGGCGAAGCGUUUGUUGGGAAGGAGGGAUAUCAUGGUUUCUUGGAGAGGAACUAUACAAGCAGCAGAAUGGGUUGAGAACUUUGAUUUCCCGUUAGUGUCGGCCUCCAGUGUAUUCAAGGAAUCAAAGUGUACGCAAGUGCAUUCGGGGUUUCUUUCCAUAUAUAUUUCUAGUCAUCCGGAUUCACGUUUCAAUAAAACCAGUGCCAGAGAUCAGGUCUUGUCUACAGUGAAGCAACUAGUAGAAAAAUACGAGGAGGAAGAAACGAGCAUAACAGUAAUCGGACAUAGUCUAGGUGGGGCAUUGGCAACACUAUCAGGAGGUGACAUAGCAGUCAACGGCUACAAUAAGCCAAAAUCCGAAAACAAAAAACCAGUACCCGUAACAGUGUUUGCAUACGGAAACCCCUUUCUUGGAAACUUGUGUCUUCAUGAACUUCUUAACAAGCAAGAACAUCUACGUAUCUUACGAACUGUUAAUGUGAUAGACUAUAUACCACUCUUACCCCCGCUUGUAGGGUAUAUACAUGUUGGUCGUGAACUAUACAUUGAUACUCGAAAAUCUGUUUAUCUAAAACCUACGGAGAACUAUGCAAAACGACAUAACAUGGAGGCUUCUUAUUUGCACGGACUUGCAGGGUCACAUGGAGUUAACGGUGAAUUUCGGUUGGAGGUUGAUAGGGACAUCGCACUUAUAAAUAAGCGCUCCAAUUUGUUGAAAAAACACUAUAUGAUACCUGAAAAUUGGUGGAUUCAGCAAAAUAAGGGAAUGAUUCAAAAGUCCAAUGGAUCUUGGAAGCUGCGGGAGAUUAAGGGAUACCCUAUGGAGGAAGGAAAUAGUCGAGACCACCAAGAUCUGGAAGACAAAAGCAAUCAAGAGCUUAAACAUGACGACAAAAUUGAUAUUGAGCUUGAGCUUAAAGAUGAAGACGAGGUCAUAGAAAGAGAUGACCUAAAUGACGACGAUUAA
Molecule: messenger RNA, 1351 nt
Organism: Erigeron canadensis
Lineage: Eukaryota; Viridiplantae; Streptophyta; Magnoliopsida; Asterales; Asteraceae
Product: phospholipase A1-IIgamma-like
Exons: 2
Coding region: 8-1351 (447 amino acids)
Biological process (GO): lipid metabolic process
Molecular function (GO): glycerophospholipid phospholipase A1 activity
Source: RefSeq, a predicted model, not a curated record